Messenger RNA from Phlebotomus argentipes, 1205 nucleotides. RefSeq names its product DNA-directed RNA polymerases I and III subunit RPAC1 (gene Polr1C). Gene Ontology annotation, molecular function: DNA binding; protein dimerization activity. The transcript has 2 exons. The record is from RefSeq and is a predicted model, not a curated record. Gene Ontology annotation, cellular component: RNA polymerase III complex; RNA polymerase I complex. Lineage: Eukaryota; Metazoa; Arthropoda; Insecta; Diptera; Psychodidae. Gene Ontology annotation, biological process: DNA-templated transcription. The coding region runs from base 92 to 1084 and encodes 330 amino acids.
ACAGAAUGACGUCACGUUGUUUUGGUGACCCGGGCACGCUGUAUAAGUUCCUCGUUUUUCUGCACAUUUACGCCCAAAAUUGUCCAUAAAAAUGUCUGAGGGAAAGCCGAGGGCGCACUUGAGUGAAUAUAAAGUGGAACCUGACGCCAAUGACUAUGGAUUCGAUGAUGAUUUGUGGAAUUUCGAGAAAUUCCGUGAGAAACUCCGCAUAAACAUUGUGAGUUACAAGAGCAUGGAGAUGGAAUUUGAUGUCAUUGGCAUCCAUCCGGCUAUUGUGAACGCUUUCCGACGGAUAAUGCUGAGUGAAAUCCCCACAAUGGCCAUCGAGAAGGUGAUGAUUUACAACAACACGUCUAUCAUUCAGGACGAAGUGCUGGCGCAUCGAUUGGGAUUGAUUCCUCUCCGUGCAGACGCUCGUCUAUUUGAGUAUAAGACUGAUGAUUCUGAAGACGGCACGGAGAAUGACACGCUAGAGUUUGAGCUAAAGUUCAAGUACACAAAGAAGGGAAAGGACGGCCACAAAGAUGCCUCGUCGGAGAACUACAUUAAGAACACCAGCGUCUAUUCCAGUCAGAUCAAGUGGCUGCCCAAGGGACGCCAAGCGUCACUGUACAAGGAGAUAGACAUUGGGCCAAUUCACGAUGAUAUUCUCAUCUCUCGGAUGCGUCCUGGACACGAGCUGGACUUGAAAUUGGUGGCUGUGAAGGGUAUUGGUCAGGAUCAUGCAAAGUUCUCGCCUGUGGCCACAGCGUAUUAUCGUCUCUUGCCUGAAAUCAAGCUCAAUCGCACUGUAAGUGGCUGCGAUGCGCGACUCCUCAAGCAGUGCUUCUCGCCGGGCGUUAUUGACAUCGAUGAUCAUCAGAGGGCCUACGUGAAGAAUGCCCGCUACGACUCCAACAGCCGGAACGUGUUCAGAUAUCCUCAUCUCAGCGACGCCGUGACAAUGUCUCGCGUGCAGAAUCACUUUAUCUUCUCUGUGGAGUCUGUGGGAUCGCUGAAACCGGAUGAAAUCUUUGUGGAGGCUGUAAAGUGUUUGAAGAGAAAAUGCCGGCUGUUUCUGGAUGAAAUUUCUGAGGAUAAGUAAAUCUACAUGGAUAUAUAAUCGCUUUGUGACAUCUCUAUGGUCUGGCCAUCGCCAAGGUAAGAAGCCACGGAGAAUUGGUCCAUUGUAGGCGACUGCUCAACUUGCUUGUGAGUCUUCAGGU